Musa acuminata AAA Group (dessert banana) is the source of this 834-nucleotide messenger RNA. RefSeq names its product mitochondrial pyruvate carrier 1. NCBI's taxonomy places the organism in Eukaryota, Viridiplantae, Streptophyta, Magnoliopsida, Zingiberales, Musaceae. Gene Ontology annotation, cellular component: mitochondrial inner membrane. The transcript has 6 exons. Bases 167 to 487 code for a protein of 106 amino acids. Gene Ontology annotation, biological process: pyruvate import into mitochondria. The record is from RefSeq and is a predicted model, not a curated record.
ACGUGUUAUCUAUCGGUCCGCGUCCGACCCUCGGGAUUCACCGACCUCUUCUUCCAGCGGCGUCGGGCUCUCUUCGCCAACUUCAGCGCGCCGCCGUCAGGAGCUACGUCUGCUCACCUUCUGUCGUCGCCGGCUUUCUCCGAGGUAGAAGAGAUUGGUGCUUCUGAUGGCAGCCCUUAAAGCUUUUUGGAACAGCCCUGUGGGUCCAAAAACAACUCAUUUUUGGGGACCAGUUGCCAAUUGGGGCUUCGUUAUUGCUGGUUUGGUAGACAUGCAGAAACCCCCAGAGAUGAUAUCUAGGAAUAUGACUUCAGCCAUGUGUGUCUACUCAGCACUUUUCAUGAGAUUUGCGUGGAUGGUAAAACCACGUAACUACUUGCUUCUUGCAUGCCAUGCCUCUAAUGAAUCAGUUCAGCUCUAUCAAUUAUCUCGUUGGGCAAAGGCACAAGGGUACCUUGAGAAGAAAGAGCCUGAAGGUCAGCACUAAGCUGUUACAUGAGCUUCUUCAAAAGAUUUCUCUGAAUAAGAAGGUUGUCUGUUUUUGACAUAAAUGGACCUACUCGAAGCUCAAUUGAUCCUACAGACACCUGAGUUCAAUCUGGUUGUUGAUUCGUUUAAGAUCAGAUAAAGUUCCCCAUGCAGGGAGGGAUAUGGUACCGUUGAUGAGGAAAACUUUUGCUGCUUGGGAAUGUAAAACUACUUGGAAAUAUGACUAGUGUUUUUUAUGAAGUAUUGUGAUUAUGUUAACAAAGGUAUGACUGUCACCUUCUUGGGCAGCCUUUGUGAGUUUGCUAAAAUUAGCAAACACAAUCCACAAGUCUACGGUAAAUGGGA